Messenger RNA from Pestalotiopsis fici W106-1, 2172 nucleotides. RefSeq lists its product as uncharacterized. The transcript has 3 exons. Gene Ontology annotation, cellular component: MutLalpha complex. NCBI's taxonomy places the organism in Eukaryota, Fungi, Ascomycota, Sordariomycetes, Amphisphaeriales, Sporocadaceae. The record is from RefSeq and is a predicted model, not a curated record. The coding region runs from base 1 to 2172 and encodes 723 amino acids. Gene Ontology annotation, biological process: mismatch repair. Gene Ontology annotation, molecular function: mismatched DNA binding; ATP binding; ATP hydrolysis activity.
AUGGAGGAGAGCAUGGAAAUCGACAGUCCCAGGGGUACCAAAAGGAAGGCGGAUGAGGACUUACUGGCCGAAGCUACACCCCGGCGGAUCAAGGCCCUGGAUCCUGAUGUCGUGAACAAGAUCGCAGCAGGCGAGAUCAUUGUGGCGCCUGUACAUGCUUUGAAAGAAUUGAUCGAGAACGCGGUCGAUGCUGGAUCCACAUCACUAGAGGUCCUUGUCAAAGAGGGUGGUCUCAAGUUGCUCCAGAUUACCGAUAAUGGCCACGGCAUCGAGAAAGAGGAUCUCGAAAUCUUAUGCGAAAGGUUUACAACGUCAAAACUCAAGAAGUUUGAGGACCUAGGCAGCAUCGCCACGUACGGCUUUCGCGGCGAGGCGCUGGCUAGCAUCAGUCAUAUUGCCCACUUGCAGGUGACCACGAAAACAAAGGACUCGAACUGUGCCUGGCGUGCUCAUUACGAUAGUGGCAAACUGGCACCUGCAAAGCCUGGCCAAUCUGCCGAGCCAAAGCCUGUGGCCGGGCGCAAUGGCACACAAAUCACUGUAGAAGAUCUAUUCUACAAUGUCCCUACACGUCGAAGAGCUUUCCGGUCACCGUCUGAAGAGUACAACAAGAUCAUUGACAUGGUUGGGAGAUAUGCCAUUCACUGCCGGGGUGUUGCAUUCUCCUGCAAGAAGCAUGGUGAUUCAGGAACUUCGAUUGCUGUCCAGUCAGGCACAUCAACCGUUGACCGCAUCCGCCAAAUACAUGGCGGGAGUGUGGCGAAUGAGCUGAUCGAAUAUUCGGUCUCCGAUGAUCGCUAUGGGUUCAAAGCUGAAGGCUUGGCAACCAACGCGAAUUACCACAUCAAGAAGACAACUCUACUGCUUUUCAUUAACCACCGCUCAGUAGAGUCGUCCAACAUCAAGAAGGCAGUAGAACAAACAUACUCGACUUUCCUUCCCAAAAACGGGCAUCCUUUUGUCUACCUCAACCUCGAGAUUGAUCCGCAGCGCGUCGACGUCAACGUUCACCCUACCAAACGAGAAGUCAACUUUCUCAAUGAAGAUGAGAUCAUACAGUCAAUUUGCGAAAAUAUCCGCGACAAACUUGCGGCCGUCGAUACUAGUCGCACCUUUUUGACGCAAACUUUGCUGCCUGGUACUGUUCUGCCCAGUGAUGCAACUCAGUCUGAUGUGGAUGGCGCGACUAAGAAAUCGGCUGCCAAGGGCAAAGCAUCCGCGAGGCCAUAUGAAAACAACCUGGUGCGCACCGACGCCUCACUCCGAAAGAUCACCAGUAUGUUCCAGCCUGCGAACAAGGAAGAGUCCGUCGCCGAACACGUGGAUGGUAUGGAACCAGAGUAUGAACAUUCGGAUCGUGAGGCAGUGGUGUGCCGUUUGACAAGUGUGCGGGACUUGCGGGCAGAAGUACGCGAUGAUAUGCACCAUUCUCUUACAGAAAUCUUUGCAGGCCAUACCUUUGUCGGAAUCGUCGACGAGAGGCGACGACUGGCAGCGAUGCAGGGAGGCGUCAAACUCUAUCUGGUUGACUAUGGCCGUGCUUGCUACGAGUAUUUUUACCAAGUGGGUUUAACAGAUUUUGGCAAUUUUGGCACGAUUCGCUUCCAGCCAUCACUGGACCUGCGUGAGAUCUUGUCCAUCGCCGCCGAACGCGAGAAAUCUACUGCCGCAGAGGGCGAAUUGGCCGAGGAUGACGACUUUGACGUCGAGGACGUGGUAAAUACUGUAGCAGAACAGUUGAUCGAGCGACGGGAAAUGCUUCUCGAGUACUUCAGCUUCGAGGUAACGCCGGACGGUGAACUGCUCAGCAUACCACUUCUUGCCAAGGGCUAUACUCCGUCCAUGGCCAAGCUGCCGCAGUUUCUGCUUCGACUUGGACCUCAUGUUGAUUGGAACGAUGAACGUGGCUGUUUUGACACGUUUUUGAGAGAACUGGCAAGCUUUUAUGUUCCUGAGCAGCUUCCGCCCCUGCCAGGAAAUGCUGAGCAGCUCGAGGCCGAAAACAUAGCCGAAGAGGUCAAAGCAAGGCGAGCACAUGUACGGCGUGCUGUGGAGCAUGUGUUUUUCCCAGCUUUCAAGGCUAGGCUGGUUGCUACGAAAUCACUCAUGAAGGGAGGUGUUUUGGAGUUGGCAGAUUUGAAAGGUCUAUAUCGAGUCUUUGAGCGAUGUUGA